AGAUUAACUUCCGUGUGUGUCUGUGUGUGAACCCACUGCUGCUUCCGUGUCAUGUAAAGUUUCCUCUUCUGCUACCGGACCGUCCAUCGCUGCUGCUGCUGCUGCUGCCAGCAACAAACUUUAAUAAAAAUGCGAGCGAUUCCCGAGGAGCUGACGACGCUUAUCUCAGACCUAGAACAUUUCCUCAACGAUGGCUUAAAAGGAGAAAAUUUAAGCAAGAAGGCAAAAGAGAAGAGGGAGGCCUUCAUCAAACGGAUCAAGGAGGUCAAAUCUGGUUUCCCAAAUGAGUUUAAGGACAAAAUAGGUGAUGACUCAGAGGAGGAGGAGGAAGUUGACAGCAACAACGACGGAGGGUCGCUGCAGUCGGAGCGCACAGACAAGGAUGAGGACACUUGCGAAGGUGCUGCACCUGUGGCAGCUCAGGACCUGACAUCUGUCUUUAAAGCAGGAUACCUUGAGAAACGCAGAAAGGAUCACAGCUUUUUUGGCACUGAGUGGCAGAAGAGAUGGUGCGCUCUCAGCCAUCACACCUUCUACUACUAUGGCAGCGAGAAAGACAAGCAGCAGAAAGGCGAGUUCAGUAUCGAUGGCUACACUGUCAAAAUAAACAACACCUUACGGAAAGACUCAAAGAAAGACUGCUGCUUCGAAAUUUCCGCUCCAGACAAGCGAGUCUAUCAGUUCUGUGCGUCAUCGGUGAAAGAGGCGGAGGAAUGGGUGAAACAGAUAGACUUUGUUUUGAGAGAUAUGUCAGGCAUCAUCCCAGAGGAGGAAGAGGAGGAACAGGAAAUGUAUGAUGAUGUUGGAGCCCUAACUGAUACAGCUGAGCCUGUGCCGAUUGAUGAAGACAUCUAUGAAGAGCUCCCAGAGGAUGACAUACCCACUCCAGCAAAGCCUCCUCCAAAGGUGGAGCCAUCAAGCAAACCUGCUCCUCCUCCUGCAGUUGAUAAGAGCACAGACUACCAGAGCUACUACCAGGGCUUAUGGGACUGCACAGGGGACCACCCAGAUGAGCUGUCCUUCAAACGUGGAGAUGCCAUCUACAUCCUGAGCAAGGAGUACCAGAGUUUUGGGUGGUGGGUUGGAGAGAAGAAUGGAAAUAUAGGAAUCGUCCCCAAAGACUACCUAAUGGAGCUUUAUGCUUUAUAAAUGAUCAUUCCCUUCCCUAUCCAGUGUAAGAAACUGAUGAUUGGAAAAAAAGAUUUUCAUAUGACUGAAAUACAUGUUUAAUGUAUGUUUAUUUUCUGUUUAUUUCACACUGCUUGUUUGUAUUUAUUUUCUAUACAAUAUACACUUUUUCCACAACAUUUCAUGCUCUGCUUAUGGCAAAUUAGAAAUUUGUGAAUGGCAAGAUAAAUAAAGAUUCAAAAUUA
Lates calcarifer (barramundi perch) is the source of this 1373-nucleotide messenger RNA. RefSeq names its product src kinase associated phosphoprotein 2 (gene skap2). The record is from RefSeq and is a predicted model, not a curated record. Bases 130 to 1149 code for a protein of 339 amino acids. Gene Ontology annotation, molecular function: protein binding. NCBI's taxonomy places the organism in Eukaryota, Metazoa, Chordata, Actinopteri, Centropomidae. The transcript has 13 exons. Gene Ontology annotation, cellular component: cytoplasm; plasma membrane.